This is a messenger RNA of Belonocnema kinseyi, 615 nucleotides long. RefSeq lists its product as uncharacterized. The coding region runs from base 1 to 615 and encodes 204 amino acids. The record is from RefSeq and is a predicted model, not a curated record. The transcript is spliced from 2 exons. NCBI's taxonomy places the organism in Eukaryota, Metazoa, Arthropoda, Insecta, Hymenoptera, Cynipidae.
AUGGCCAAUAUAGGCGGUCCAAAAACGAGUAGGCGCCGCCUCCUAAUGUCGGUAAUGCACUCCAUUCUACUGUAUGGAGCCGAAGUUUGGGCAGAUGCUCUGAAAAUAGAAAAGUACCGGAAAAGAAUGGCGGGGGUACAGAGAAGAGGUGCGCAGAGGGUGGCUUGUGCUUAUCGCACAGUCUCGGAACCAGCUACAUUGGUGAUUGCAGGAGUCAUUCCCAUUGACCUGCUUGCAGCAGAACGCAAGGCCGUAUUCUUGAGAAAAGCCGAGCGACGUAAAUUUGUAGCCAAACAAGAAGCAAGGGCACAAACGAUGCAUGAGUGGCAGACAAGGUGCAGUGGAGAGACAAGAGGGAAAGUGGAGAAGCCAGACUGUGUGUACUGCGGAAACGACCGCGAUGACGCGUUCCACACCUUCUUUGAAUGUAGCAAGUGGAUAGAAGAAAGGCAAAAGCUGCAAAGCGAGGUCGGGUGUCUCACACCAGAGACAAUUAUCGAUAUGAUGCUCAGUAGCGAGGUUCACUGGGAAGUAAUAGCCAGUUAUGUAGAAACCGUUUUACGCCAGAAGAAAGUAGACGAAACGAAGUUAGAAGCCAGGGAAACUGCAAGAUGA